This is a messenger RNA of Penicillium brasilianum, 2462 nucleotides long. The record is from the annotation of a GenBank genome assembly. Lineage: Eukaryota; Fungi; Ascomycota; Eurotiomycetes; Eurotiales; Aspergillaceae.
GAGAUCAUUUUGAAGCUUGUCUCCUUCCUCGUGUUGAGUGAUUUAUCCGAUAUAUUUUUUUGGAUUAUUUCCCUAACUUUUUAUCGUCCUAUUCUGCGAAUCUAAGCCAUUGCAAACAUCACCAGGGCCGGUCAUGGCCGAUACUCCUGUAUACAAUGCCUCCGAGCCAAGUGGCGGAGACCCCUUAAAGGUCAACGUGAAUGCCCAAUUCAAGGGCUUCGAGUGGAACUAUACCUAUAUUGUCUUUUGCGGAUUCAUCGUCUGGCUGAUCAUUCCCGGCAUUGGUUUGCUCUACAGCGGUCUGGCUCGAAGAAAAUCCGCAUUGACGUUGCUUUUCCAAUCUCUCAUGAUAGUAGCCGUAACAACCUUCCAAUGGAUAUUCUGGGGCUAUUCGCUGGCAUAUUCCCGCGAUGCUAGUCCCUUCAUCGGCACACUCAAGAAUUUCGGCUUGAAGGGAGUCAUGGCAGCCCCAUCGCCAGGGUCCGCAGUGUUGCCGGAGAUUGUGUUCUGCUUCUACCAACUUCUGUUCUGCGCAUGCACUGUAAUGAUCGUUGUGGGUGGAGCAUUCGAACGAGGAAACAUGCUUCCAUCGCUGGUUUUCAGCUUCUGCUGGGCGACCGUGGUCUACUGCCCCGUGGCCUGCUGGACUUGGAAUAGUAACGGAUGGCUGUACAACUUGCCUUCUCUCGACUUUGCUGGCGGAGGGCCAGUUCAUAUCGCAUCGGGCUGGUCUGCGCUUGCCUACGCCCUGGUUCUGGGAAAGCGAAAGCAUGUCGAUGAAACCUCGCAUGGCAAGCCUCAUAACACUACGCUGGUUUUCCUUGGGACGACGUUGAUUUGGUUUGGAUGGUUCGGGUUUAACGGAGGUUCGGCCCUUAAUGCGAGUGUCAGAGCUAUGCUAGCAGCAUUCAACACCAAUACGGCGGCGUGCACGGGCGUUUUGGGCUGGGUGUUGGUGGACUCGAUCAAGAACCGUGGAAAAUUCUCCGUUGUGGGCGCCUGCGAGGGCGCGAUUGCUGGAUUGGUUGGGAUUACCCCAGCCGCCGGCUUUGUCUCCGUGUGGCUUGCAGCGUGCAUUGGCUUCCUUACGAGUAUCGUCUGCGCGUCACUUCAAAACGUCAACAAUUGGUUACACAUCGAUGAGGGGAUGGAUGUGUUCAAAUUGCACGGCAUUGGAGGCAUGGUCGGGGCUUUUUUGACGGGUAUCUUUGCAUCGCAGUCGGUCGCGGCCUUGGAUGGCGCGACCGAAGCCACCGGUGGCAUCGACGGGAACGGGAUGCAGGUUGGGAAACAAUUGGCGGAGGUGUGUGCGAUAUCCGCAUAUUCAUUCACCGUAUCCUGCAUCUUACUCUACAUUUUGAAAUGGAUCCCCGGGAUGCAUUUGCGGGUUCACGAGGAGGCGGAAAUGAUUGGCUUGGACCGGGUGCAGUUUGUUGACGAACAGAUUGGGGAGCGUGCCCUUCUCGACGAGCUGUUCAUGUCUUCGUCAUCGACGCCCGCCCAUGCGAGUGUGGUGCAUGAGUCCGUGGGCAUUUCAGCGGAGCCCAAGGAUCUGAAGAUGUAAAUAGGAAGUCAAAACAGAACAAUUGACAAUCAAGCACACAAUGUGAUGGACGCAACGUUGAGGACCGUGAACAGUGUCACCUUUCCCAGAAUGGUAGCAAUAAGGACCCCCGACACUCGCGUUUCCAAGGUUGCGCCAGCAUCGAACGGAUUUGAGAGGCUGAAAAGGUGGGGGUUUGCGUGGCCAACCGAAGAUCGCCGGGCACCGAGACCCUGAAAUGCCAACCCACUGUACAAUAAUAGACUCUCCGGACGGAGAGUAUAAUCAUCAUGAAGAUGAAACAUAAGCAGUAAUGGACAGCCAGGCCAUCUUUUCGGAUCCCCUGAUUUGCUCAGACUCGCGCACCGAUGCUAUCUGCAAACUUAACCGCGCGUUCUUGCUGUCUUUUCUUGAUCUUCUGGAUUUCAAUCCCCGGGUAGGACGAGUUGAUCAGGUUGGCAGCCCCGCGGUAGACAGAGAGGAUGUGGACGAUGCCAAGCCGUCUGUCUCGCGGGCACGACGUAUCAGGAUGCAGAAUGUUGCAGGGUGGACGGCCCCAUCACCCCGGGAAAGAUAUGAGCUGACGUACACUGACGCACGAUGGUGACCCCCAAGCCCCUGCUAGGUUGGCUUAGCGCGGGUUGCGGCGUCCCUUGGGAAGGGCGGGUUCAACACGAGCAGGGAAGGAAACAAUCGCCCAUCGAUGUAACGAAAGGUAACACCGCGGGGACUGCAUUCCGGGGUGACGAAUCCAUGGAAAUGACUUCCGCGAGUUUCCCUUGCCAAUUCAGAAGAAAACAAGAGGAAGACGACCCAGUGAGAGAAUUGACGUUGCAAGGUGAAAGGAAACAAUAAUAAAUAGAGACCCAGCAGCAUCGGAACGCCUGGCAGGUAUUGGAGUGGGGCAGUUCUCUUGACG